AUGACUGACUCGGAUACGGAAUCAUUUCACAGUGCUGUCGAUAGCUUGUCGGAUCGGGACGAUGCAAGCACUACCGGUGCCAUUAACCAAAAGAAUGAAGAGGUUGGUGAAGGGAAGAGGGUCGACGCAGCCCGAGAUAAUAAAUAUGAAUUCGGUGGAUCCAAUGAAACACAAAAUAAGUAUUCUGACAAUAAAUCCAGAGUAACUGAAGCAAACCGGAAGAAACAAAUGUUUCGGAAUUUACCAACUUUCAACAAACCUUCAAAAUGCAGACGAGUGCAGGAGUUUAGGAUAGAUAGUCAUAAAAUGUCUCGAAUUGGGAGUAAGGGUUCUGAGUGGGGACAUGUAUCGGAGAUUAUGAACAAUGUGGAUGAUGACAAUAUAACAGGAAAAACAGAUCGAUCAGAAGAAAAAAUCACUGAUGGUCAUGACGGGUGGGAUGACUGGGAGUUGGAUUAUUCAGGAAAAGAUGGUAAUGAUGGCGGAAUCUUAGAUAAAAACUGUGAACCGUCGCGGAUGCGAACAUCUGAUGUGGAAAAUGGAGUUAUUGCUAAUUCGAAAUCAAAGGCUGGAAUAAAAACAAAAGAAGUUAUCAAGGGAAAUAAAUCAUUCUGGGAUUGGGCCGAAUUUGGAGAUGUGGUCGCUGCUGUUGGUGAAGGCCUAACAAACAUAUCCAGUGCUGUCGAAUCAGGCCUUGGAUUGCCGGCGCUAGAAGAACUGGUAAGAAACCAAUCGGUAGAGAGAUCUACAAAUAAUUCUGCAGUGAUUACGAAAGAAAGAGAGGAAGUAACUAACUCUGGUAUAAAAUCGUAUGGCAAGUUGUUCGCAGGUUUUGGGGCUAACGUUGUAACGGGUUCAUUAGAUGUACUUGAAGCACUUGGUAAGAAGACAUUUGAAAAGCUAACUGUUCCGGAACAGGGCUCCGAAAAAAGACGAUUUAUUUUCGAACCGGAGAGAGGUCAAAAUUUGUCCGAAGUUUUGCGAGAGCUACGUGAAAAUCGAGCAGAAGAAGCGGCUCUUGAAACUAGUUAUAUUUCAAAGCGCGAACUGACUUUUAUUGAUUCCUUCGAGAAAUUUAGUGGUAUGCUUCAUCUGGAAGGCCUCGAAAUGCUUUCGAAAAAUCAUUUAAGAAAAAUCCCACCACAAAGAAGAAGUGAAGUAAACGGAAUUUUUGCUGAUGAUUUGGCAAAUACUUUGGAGGAAUAUCAGGAGAAUCAACAGGAAAAUUUCGUAGAAGAUUUCAAAGAAAUAUUGUUAUCCAUCGCUCUACCUUACAACGUGAGGCUGGAUUCGGGUCUGAUAGAUUCCUACAGACGAUGUAAAGAACGUUUGGAAAGAUCGGAUUCUAGCGAUCAGAUUUUCGAACUUUUCUUAGAAUGUUUGGCUGAUUUUACCGCUGAAAGUGUGCAGUCAGUUCAUAAACUGGGACAGCUGCUAUUGAUUACGACUACAACAGUGAAGCAGGAACCAUUUUCUGAAUUCCAUAGCCUAAUUGGACGACAAAUUUCAUUUUUCAGUAAUCAGUUUGCUCAACAUAUUAGCGCAGUUGAUACACCUUCUGAAGAAAUAGAAGAACUGGUCACAGCGGUUUUUCUAGCAGCGGGAGAUUCAUUCUCAUAUGUACAGCAAUCGUUUCGUCUUUUGCGACCAUUGUUAAUUCUGUAG
Messenger RNA from Brugia pahangi, 1665 nucleotides. Lineage: Eukaryota; Metazoa; Nematoda; Chromadorea; Rhabditida; Onchocercidae. The record is from the annotation of a GenBank genome assembly.